AUGUAGAAGGUUAUGGACAUAGUGACAUAAUCAAAAUUCUAAUAUGAUCUAACCUUUAAAAUUUUAUACGGGUAAUGCCUCCCAAUUACAGGCAUUUUUUCAAAGCAUUUGAAUUGAAAAAUGUUAAAAGUACCGCAAGAAAAGCAUUUUCUAAAAAGUAUUUAUUUUAUACAAAUGUGUUCAUCUCUUUCACUCUUUCUGGUGCUGGAGACUUCGUAGAGCAGCAAUAUGAAAAAACAAAGGGUACAACAACGGAGUACAACUUAACGAGAACCAAAAACAUGUCAAUUUCUGGUGGGAGUGCAGGUGCUUUGACCCAUUUUUGGUAUAUAUAUUUGGACAAGAUUAUCCCAGGUGCUUCUUUUCCUAUAGUUGUAAAGAAAUUAAUUUUAGACCAAUUGAUAUGCUCGCCUUUUGUGAUUGUAAAUAUGUUUGUUAUAGUUGGUUUUUUAGAAAAAAAAACGGGUAAAGAAAUUUUUAAUGAAAUAAAAAAUAAAUCUAUCACUUUAUAUAUUGCUGAAUGGAUAGUUUGGCCUCCUGCUCAAUUUAUAAAUUUUUAUUUGAUUCCUGGUAGGUUUCGAAUAUUAUAUGAUAACAUCAUUUCAUUUGGAUAUGAUAUAUAUUAUUCAAGUAUUAAGUACAGAUAAUAAAUCCUAUGUGAUCUUGAUUACAUAGGCUGAAGCUAAUUUGUGUUCAUUAAAGCAAAAAACAACUUCCCACUGUGAUAAGAAUGUUUUUAUAUUUGAACAUUAAAAGUUAUGAUAAAAAACUA
Molecule: messenger RNA, 772 nt
Organism: Harmonia axyridis
Lineage: Eukaryota; Metazoa; Arthropoda; Insecta; Coleoptera; Coccinellidae
Product: mpv17-like protein 2
Exons: 1
Coding region: 75-647 (190 amino acids)
Biological process (GO): mitochondrial ribosome assembly
Cellular component (GO): membrane; cytoplasm
Source: RefSeq, a predicted model, not a curated record